Molecule: messenger RNA, 537 nt
Organism: Octodon degus (degu)
Lineage: Eukaryota; Metazoa; Chordata; Mammalia; Rodentia; Octodontidae
Gene: Gnrh2
Product: gonadotropin releasing hormone 2
Exons: 3
Coding region: 1-537 (178 amino acids)
Biological process (GO): multicellular organism development
Cellular component (GO): extracellular region
Molecular function (GO): hormone activity
Source: RefSeq, a predicted model, not a curated record
AUGGCCUGCUCUAGGCUGGGCCUCCUGCUCCUACUCCUGCUGCUGCUGCUGCUGCUAACCGCCUGCCCCAGACCUUUGAGGGCUCAGCACUGGUCCCAUGGCUGGUACCCUGGAGGAAAGAGAGCCUCCAAAUCACCCCAGGAUUCCCAGACUGUCCCCAGAUCUCCAGGAAGGGUCCUGGGCACUGCAGCAGGCAGCCUCUCCCAAGCUUCCAAUGGACUCCCAAGUGAGGACCUGGCACCCUUUGAAGACACUGUGCCCUGGAAGGGCAGAAGCACCGCCCGGUGGGCUCUCCACAGGAAACAGCACCCGGUUUACAUGCUACUGUUGUCUCCUUCAUCCCCUCCCUCCACCAGCCCCACAGAGGGCCCAGUCCCGCGAGCCAGCAGGUCUCCGGCUCAGCCCCGCUGGUGGGAGGGGCUUCGGGAGGAGACCAAGGGCGCGCCCGCUCUCACGGGGCGGGGUACGAGGACUACAAGUCCCAUGGUGCCCCGCGACCGCUUCCGGGUCAGAGCGGGGUCGAGCGCGGACACCUAG